Anthostomella pinea is the source of this 2082-nucleotide messenger RNA. The record is from the annotation of a GenBank genome assembly. Lineage: Eukaryota; Fungi; Ascomycota; Sordariomycetes; Xylariales; Xylariaceae.
AUGCCAAACCACCACAAACACCUCCACGCGAGGCAGGCCAAGAAUAGCCGGGAUGACCUUCUUGACGGCGUCGACAGUAUCGCAAACGAUUUGAACCUUGUCGUCGACGCCACCCCUACCUUGGAAGCCAGGUCCCCGAAGACCGUCUACCAAACCGUGUUCACCACCCUGGCCCCGACCUUCGAAGGUCCAAUAGGUGGAUUGUCGACACAGCAACCAGGUGAAGAUACGACAACUGUCGAGGCCGCGACCACAGUUGCCCAAACCACGGUAGCCGAAACUAGGGCAGCCGAUACUCCAGCGGCAGCCGAAACCACGGCAGCCAACACUCCAGCGGCCGAAACUACGGCAGCCGACACUACAGCUGCCGAAACCACAGCUGCCGCCGCGGCAGUAGCCGUAACUUCGGAGGAGGAGACUUCAGUGGCCAAGACGACGGUCAAGGGCACCGCCGUGCCCGAGUCGAUCGCGGCUACAGGGACGGCUAGUGCGGACGACAAGACGCUUGCUUUGGCAACAAGCAAGCCGACUUCGACUCAGCUGGAGACUACUCACGCUCUCGCAAACUCUGGACCUGCUACCGCGACUGAUGCCACAGCCUCAGCAUCUCCGACUUCUUCAAGCUCCUCAGACAGCGGAAGCAGUGCUGCCUCCAAGGCCGGCAUUGCUAUUGGAGUCUUGGGUGGACUCUUUGUAGUCGGCCUCUUGAUCUUCUUCCUAUUCAACAAGCGUAAGAGGCAGCUCCAGAAGCAGCAAGUGGAGGACGAUGAGAAGAUCAACGGCGCCUUUGUCGGCCGCACCGAGUCUGUCCACACUGCGCGAACCAGCGUGACGCCACCCCAGUUGAGCCUGCGACCCGCUUCCCAGUUCAACCCAAGCUUCAACGAGCGACGUUCAAGCAAGGGCGCUCAUGUCCUGCUGGGUUCGGCCCCCAAGGGUUCGAACCAGCAGAGCGCGACCCGAGGGGCGGGUGGCAGCCUGUGGGAGCGGCCUUCAACCGGCCAGAGCCAAGAGCACGAAAACCCCUUUGGUAACGAUGCGGAGCGUGCCUACACUGCCACAGGCAACGAGUCAUCAGCUACCCACGACCAGCCCAGCAACCCGUUCAAUGCUCCAGAGAAUGUCGUCGGCGAGGCUCAGACCACUGACUCGGCAGAUGCUACUCCCAGCGCUGCUGCCGUCGCUACCGGUGCUGGUGCCGGUGCUGUUGCUGGUGCCGCUCUGGCUCGCAAGGCUUCCACGCGGAAAGACUCCCCGGCGCCUCUUGAUCUGACCCUACCACCCACACCUCCGAGCCCUGCAGGUACCGAGUUCAGCAUCAACUCUAUCGCCCCCGGACAAUCACCUGGUCCCUCGAAGAGUGCUGCCGCCAUUGCUGAAGCAGGUGGUCCCGCCUCGACUGCUGUUCACCGCGUGCAGUUGGAUUUCAACCCAACCUUGGAGGACGAGAUGGGCCUCACGGCUGGUCAACUGGUCAGAAUGCUCCACGAAUACGAUGAUGGAUGGGCACUUUGCAUUCGUCUUGACCGUUCUGUCCAGGGUGUUGUACCAAGGACCUGCUUGUCCACGCGUCCUGUGAAGCCUCGCCCUGCAACUGGAGGACCACCUGGCGCUCGCCGUGGUCCGCCAGUUAACCCGAACGGUCAACGCGGGCCUCCUCGAGGUCCUCCUCGCGGUCCUCCUCGCGGUCCUGGUCCCAACUAUCCCCAGGGACAAAGGCCAAUGACCCCGCAGGGUGGUCCCCCGCAUCCCCGACCCCAGUCACCCGCACAGAUGCGACCCUACUCGCCAGCUGGCGGACGACCAAUGAGCCCUCACGGUGGUCCUCCAGGAGGUCGUCCCUCUUCGCCUGCUGGCGGUAGGCCGAUGAGCCCAGGCCCUCGAGCUCAGUCUCCCGGACCUCGACAGCAGCAGCAGCGAUCGCAGAGCCCGAGCGGCGGAAACCGAAGACACACCCCUCCGGGCCCUAGCCCCAUGAACCCAAACCAAGGUCCCGGCUCUCCGCCCCAGCAGUACCGAGGACCCCCUGGACCUCCCCAAGGUCCCGUUGGCCGGAAACCCGUUCCUGGCCAGGCAUACUAG